GAAUUUUUUUUUAUUCAAUUUUUUGCCGCGAUUGAUUUGCAAGUGACAGCAAGGAUGUAAAUUCAACAAAAACACAAUGCCCGUGCUAAUUUAAACCCUGGAAAUACUAAAUAAUUGAAGAAUGAACAGCGUGUGCGGAAUUUGUUUUGAAAAAACCGAGGACUUAUUUCGUUUGAACAAUUCGUUCCUGGCGACUUGUGCAAAAUGUUUGAAGAGAUUGAAUAUUGGUAAUCAAUCAAUUAAUUUGACACAGGGGGCACAGCAGGAUUUUGCACAAGAACCUUCUGAACAGGAGUGUCCUAUUUGUGGCAAAUACUUUGCGAGGAGGUACUCGUUCAUGAACCACGUCAGGAAUCACAGUGCUGAGAGGAAACAUGUCUGUCGGUUUUGUCAAAAAGCAUUUACGCAAGCUGCUAAUUUGAGAAAUCAUGAACGGAUUCAUACGAAUGAAAGGCCUUACAGUUGUUCUGUUUGUCAGAAAGCGUUUACUCAGAUUACAAACUUGAAUAAUCACUUGAGACUUCACACAGGAGAAAGACCUUUCCAAUGUCCAGUCGAAGGUUGCAACAAGGCAUUUGCACAGGUUUUAGUCCUCAAUUCUGAAUUAAUUUUAAAAAUUCAAAAAUGGUUUGAUAGAUAA
Messenger RNA from Ctenocephalides felis (cat flea), 640 nucleotides. Its product is annotated as zinc finger protein 883-like. Lineage: Eukaryota; Metazoa; Arthropoda; Insecta; Siphonaptera; Pulicidae. Bases 122 to 640 code for a protein of 172 amino acids. Gene Ontology annotation, cellular component: nucleus. The record is from RefSeq and is a predicted model, not a curated record. Gene Ontology annotation, molecular function: RNA polymerase II cis-regulatory region sequence-specific DNA binding; DNA-binding transcription factor activity, RNA polymerase II-specific. Gene Ontology annotation, biological process: regulation of transcription by RNA polymerase II. The transcript is spliced from 6 exons.